Dentiscutata erythropus is the source of this 1097-nucleotide messenger RNA. The record is from the annotation of a GenBank genome assembly. NCBI's taxonomy places the organism in Eukaryota, Fungi, Glomeromycota, Glomeromycetes, Diversisporales, Gigasporaceae.
GCUGUAAGUACAAAUAAAAUUCAAAACCACCCAACGCCUUACGAAAACACCAUAAAGAAACGUAAAAUUGUGAAGACUGAAGGUCCGAUUGACGUCUCAGAAAAUUUUUAUGUUCCAUUUGAGAUGUUUGACUCAACUCAAAAGCUAGUAGAGGCUAUUAACCUAAGAGUGUGUGUGCUUUUAGUUGGACAUUUUCAAUGUGGUAAAACAUCAACUUUACGUUAUCUGAGGGACAGUAACAAAAACCAUUUUUAUGUCCAUUCUACAAUGUUGUUAAAAGAUGGAUUCCUACGUGGAGUGUGUAAAGAACUUUCUUUGAAUUUAUGUGACAAUGUAAGCGAUUUGAAUUAUGAAAUCUUAAAGAAAUAUAAAGAAGAGGUAGUCAUUUUAAUCGACGAAUGUGAUAGAUUCUUAGUUAGUUGCAAAGAUGCUGACAAUGAAAUUGAUCAAAUAAAAACACUCGCCAAAUGUGUAAAUGAUGGAGGAGUGAAAGGGAUCAAAUCAAUUGUUUUUGCUGGAAGUUUUUCAAUUACUACUACGCUCAUAGAUGGAAUUCCACAGAUUGAACAAAUCAUUAGAAUAUCACAAAAUGAACAAGCUCAUGGAUACUUUCGGCAUCCUAGAGGGAUUCCCUCUCCAUUAAACUCAGAAAAAACAAUCGAGGCAUCAGAUUUUACUAAAGAACAGCACUUGUUAUUUUACCAUGAUAUCCAAGCAGAUAGAAAUGUGCAUUUUAGUGAAGAAGUCGUGGAUGAUAUUUUUAGUCUUACUAAUGGUCACGCUGGUUUAGAAGAAUUCAUUCGUAAUCCAACAAGGAAAAAGAUUAAUUCAGUUAAUCAUAUUGAAAAAUAUCUCUGCGAAAGUGAUGAUGCAACCCAAUACAAUAAUCCUUUAAUAAAAAGUGCAAGAAAACUUUUAGAACGCUUCUUACAAAAAGGAACUCUACAAUCAUCAGAAAUCACUGAUGAAGAUUCAAUUUCCCUUUUGCAUCUGCGUGCAAUUGGCAUUGUAAAGAGUAGCAAUGGCGACACCUUAGCAAGAAUCUCAAGUAUUACCACACCUUCAGACUUCUUGGAGAAAGUCUUGGGUCUUUUGAA